Molecule: messenger RNA, 2035 nt
Organism: Radiomyces spectabilis
Lineage: Eukaryota; Fungi; Mucoromycota; Mucoromycetes; Mucorales; Radiomycetaceae
Exons: 2
Coding region: 388-1974 (528 amino acids)
Source: RefSeq, a predicted model, not a curated record
GGAUUCUUCUAAUGAUGCAUCCACUCCGUGGCUUUACUUAAACAUCUUGUUUGGGCCCCCUUCUCCUUUUUUCUUUUUUCUACUUAGGCAUCCCUGUUUCUAAAUAUUAUGCAAUAUCUUUUUCAUAUACAUCUCGCACUUCAUUCCUUGGCAUCCUAACAGCUCUAUAUUACCACAUUUUUGGCUAAAAACGGAACAAAAAGAGCAACGACCAACAAAUACUUAUAUAUCUCGAUUCCAUUAACCAGCGGUCUUGCUUCUUCCGAAGAUAAAAAAAGAACCCGACCUCAUCCAUUGUAACAGAUACUUGUGCUAUCCUCUCUCUCCUUCGUCGCUCUCUCUCUCUCUUUUUCCCUUUUUGUACUGUAUUAUCUUUCUUUUAUCCAAAUGUCAACCUACACCAAUUCGUGCCGUCUUUCUUCACGACGUCAAGUGAAUGCUGUUCCUCAUGUCGACAUUGUAAGCAUCUACCAAGACCGAAGCAUGGUUGCAGAAAAUAGUGUCACAGCCUCGUCGUCACCCGAUACCAAUGAUUCCCCUCAAAGUUUCAGUCCUAUUCGUUCAAGGCCGCACGAUCAGGUAAGUUCGGUCCUGCCACUAGACUCCGCUCAUAUCAUGUGGAUACGUCAUUUCUGCAACGUAGUAAAGGAGCCGAUGAACCGUGCGGAUAUACAUGACCCUGCACCUGGAGAACCCGCAACCGGUCGGCUCGACUUGUCUGCCUUUGUUCGGCAUCUCUACGAUAACCGAUUGUCCGUCAUGGAUGGAGCAGAAACUGAGGACACAAGAAUAAAUUCCGCAAAGGAGAAUCAACCAAUUGACCUUGCAACAUGCAUCCAACCAGUUGAAGCGCCCACAUCCGCACCAGAACCUUCUGCCAAACUCCUUAAAACCGAGGACAGCAGUUGUGCCGACAGAACCCACCCCGCUCCUGAGGAGGGUGCUGUCAAGACAACGACUCCUAUGCCCUACCCUCCGUCACCCAAAACUAGCAAUUCUCGGUUCAAAGAGCGAUGGGAUAUUGAUGUGACUAUACCCAUUUUCUUGCCAGAUCAUGACAAGCCGCUCUCUCCUCUGUCACCAUCCAAAUCUUCAGCGACGAAACCGCAACGAAAAUCGGAACGCACAUCUGCUCCGCUCACCCUUUUACGCCAAGCCAGUCGAGUGCGAUCACAGUCCAUGUCCAACAUUCGAGGCUUGAUGCGAUCCUUGAGUACUUCAAACAGAGUCCAGGAACGUUCCGUGAGCAAUGAUGAAAUCGAGAGCAAGAUUUCGCCUGCUGCCAAGGCCGCAUUGCAAUUGGACACUCAGCAACUAAUCAAAAGCACAGCCCAGCAACAGCAAACCGUCGUAGAUAACGCCAAAUUGUCUCGCAAAAUCUCCCAUUUACUUUCACGGCGUCCCACGAAAACAACAAAUCUGCAGGAAAAAGGAGCAUCCAACAAGCUUACACGUGCAGAGGUUAUACGACGAACUAUUAUUUAUGUGCCCUCGGACGACGAUCAAAGUGCGUCAUCAGGGCAAGACGAUAAGCCAAGUUCCCCAUCGAGUGUCUAUCCUGCUCCUGUAGUACCUCAGCGAAGUAUCAAACGAAAGGGAGAUCAGAAAUCCGGACCUGGUAUUCCGAAGCCGUUAGAUGGUCUUGAACUGCGAGAAAUGAGUGAUGGGUCCAUUAUUUGGGAGUUGGUCAACCACAACCCCCCAUCCAGUACAGUGUCGUACCAAGAUACCCUACAUUCGGCUCCCCCGGUCCCGCAACGGUCCCCGCGACGACGUGCAGCAACCACAACGAGUGAUUGCCCACCUCCUAUUCCGCCGCGUUAUCGUCCUGUCCGUCCAAGCGAACAUGUGGACAUCUACUACGCUCCCGAAAUGACCUUGCCGAGUCUUUUGCAAAUCAUCACCGAAAGUCAAUACAAUAUACCUAUAGAAGAGCAAUUAGAUCAAGCCAUGCGUGAUUUUACCAACAUGUAACAAAAACAUAGAAACUUCUGUAAAGUUAAAAUCGAACCCAUAAUGGGGACUCCUAAACGCG